AUGCUAGCAUCCAUAUCGGAUAUCACUAUGAAACAAUAUUCUAGUACGUACAGAUUGUGGUGGCAGUUUUGUAUAAAAAACCAAGUAAAUACUUUUGAAGCUCCAUUAUCAUCCAUAAUAUCAUUUUUAGUGGAUCUGUACGAAAAUGGAGCAUCAUAUGGGUCUAUUAAUAGUCAUCGCUCUGCCCUAUCUCUACUCCUCGGGAAUAAUAUAGGGUCAGAUGAACGAAUUAAACGGUUAUUAAAGGGUAUUUAUAGACAAAAACCUUCCCUUCCCAAAUAUACAAGUACCUGGGAUCCGAAAACUGUGCUUGAUUAUGUAUCGAAAUGGUAUCCAAAUAAUAAUAUAAGCCUAACAAAACUUACAAAGAAAAUGACUAUACUUUUUGCUCUGUGUACUUCUCAUCGCGUACAAACUCUCUCUCUAAUAAGAAUCUCUAAUAUCAUAAGAUCCCCGUCAGGUGCUAAGAUCUUUAUAACUGACAUAAUAAAAACUUCAGCACCAAAUCAAGAGCACCCAGUAUUAUUCCUGCCUUAUUUUGCGGAGAACCCAAGCAUAUGUCCAGCAAGAACCCUUGACGACUAUCUUAUAGUAACAUCUAGGCUACGACCUAAAGGUACUGACAAUCUCUUGCUUACUCAUAAGAAACCUUAUAAAAAGGCAUCGUCACAAACUAUAAGCCGGUGGAUAAAGCAGACUUUAGCAGAGAGCGGUGUGGACAUAACUAUAUUCACUGCCCACAGCACCCGCCACGCUUUUACUUCGGCAGCGGCUUGCUCCGGAGCUUGUAUUGACACCAUAAGAAAAACGGCUGGGUGGUCUACCUAUUCUAUGACAUUCGCUAAGUUCUAUAACCGCCCAUUAACGGAUGAAGGAGAAUUUGCUCGAUCCGUCUGUGCGAUUAGUAGGUAUGAACAGUAA
Parnassius mnemosyne (clouded apollo) is the source of this 921-nucleotide messenger RNA. The record is from the annotation of a GenBank genome assembly. NCBI's taxonomy places the organism in Eukaryota, Metazoa, Arthropoda, Insecta, Lepidoptera, Papilionidae.